AUGAAGCUUAUGGCCGCCGCCGUUCGCCGCCGCCGUUCGCCGCCGCCGCCGCCGCUACCGCAAAUAGAAAAGUCAUCUCUUCUCUCUUCGCACAACGAUCGCACUUCGUCUUCUCUCUUCGCACAACGAUCGCACUUCGUCUUCUCUCUUCGCACAACGAUCGCACUUCGUCUUCUCUCUUCGCACAACGAUCGCACUUCGUCUUCUCUCUUCGCACAACGAUCGCACUUCGUCUUCUCUCUUCGCACAACGAUCGCACUUCGUCUUCUCUCUUCGCACAACGAUCGCACUUCGUCUUCUCUCUUCGCACAACGAUCGCACUUCGCAUGUCGAUUGGAGCUUGUGAAGAUGUUUGUGGGAGUAGAACUUCCUUUUCGAUUUGUGGAGAAUGUGUUUUUUCGGAACUUUGUGAAUGCCUUACAACCACAAUUUGAUAUUCCAUCCCGCACUACAUUAAGGCGUGCUAUUUGGUCACUUUUUGAUGCGGAGAGAGAAAGACUUAAAAUUUUCAUCUCAAAACAUUGUGGAAGGGUUUGCCUUACGACGGACACAUGGACUUCUAUUCAAAAUCUAAGCUACAUGAGUCUAACUGCACAUUUCGUUGAUAAAAAUUGGAAUUUGCAUAAGAGAAUCUUGAAUUUUUGUCAAAUCACGAGCCAUACAGGAGAGUUCAUGGCCAAGGAAGUCGAGACAUGCUUAAAUGCUUGGGAGUUGAAUCGUGUCUUUAGCAUAACAGUAGAUAAUGCAUCAUCUAACGACGUUGGAAUUAAAUUUAUGAAGAAGUGGAUGAAUGCAAGGAAUUGUUUGCUCUUGAACGGAGAAUAUAUCCAUAUGCGGUGUUGUGCACAUAUCUUGAGUUUGAUUGUAAAGGAAGGUUUAAAAGAUGAGGACAUAUCUAUCAUAAGAAUCCGGAAAGCAGUCAAGUAUGUGAGAUCGUCUCCUUCGAGAUUGGCAAGGUUUAAGGGAUGCGUUGAAAGGGAGAAAAUUUCUUAUAAAGGUCUCAUAUGUCUAGAUGUGGAAACUAGAUGGAAUUCCACAUAUUUAAUGUUAGUAACGGCUGUGAAGUAUAAGAAAGCAUUUGAUUUGUUAGAAAUUGCCGAUGCUAAGUAUGUCAAAGAAUUAUCUAAGGAUAAAGGCCCUGGUGUGCCUCUAUCCAAGGAUUGUGACUUUGCUAAUACGAUGCUUCCCUUUUUGAGGAUUUUCUAUGAUGCUACUAUGCGUAUUUCCGGCUCUUCAUAUGUUACUAGUAACAUAUAUAUGAAGGAGCAUAAAGUUGAUGGGGAUUAG
Messenger RNA from Cicer arietinum (chickpea), 1287 nucleotides. Lineage: Eukaryota; Viridiplantae; Streptophyta; Magnoliopsida; Fabales; Fabaceae. The record is from RefSeq and is a predicted model, not a curated record.